Messenger RNA from Hydra vulgaris (swiftwater hydra), 942 nucleotides. RefSeq lists its product as uncharacterized. Lineage: Eukaryota; Metazoa; Cnidaria; Hydrozoa; Anthoathecata; Hydridae. The record is from RefSeq and is a predicted model, not a curated record.
AUGAGUCAAAUCGAAGUCGCAAAAUAUUUAACUGAUUACAAUCGUCAAACUAAUUAUAGCAAGUGCAAAUUAUGUGAUAAACGUGUCCAGUGGUCCAAAGAACGUCUUGCAGCACACAAGAGAUCAUCCUGUCCAAAUGCCAGUCUCGAAGAAAAACGACUGUUUUCGAAACGCAAAUCAGAAUCACCAGCACAUCCUUCCACAUCCUCUCAAAAUGAACACACUCAACCGAUGCAAGCCUCACAAGAAUUGCUUUCACAUGUAGCUGACACAACAAAUGGAGAAUGGAAGGCAGAUGUUGACAUGAAAUUAUCAAACUACUUCUAUAGAACUGGCGUUUCUCUACGACUAGUUGAAUCUGAUGCAUUCAAGGAUUUCGUUAAUGCGCUCAAUCCAGCAUACGCAGCUGCUAUGCCGAGUGCAAAGACCUUAUCAGGACCGCUGCUCGAUAUGCACGUUAAUAAGUGCUCUGCUGCUGUCGAUGAAAUCAUCCAAUCUCACGGUAAUCUAACGUUGAUGUCAGAUGGUUGGACAAACAUCAGAGGUGAUCACAUCGUUAAUUUCUGCGUGAAGGCACCGGGUCAAAAAGCUAUUUUUUAUUCAUCUAUCGAUACCUCCGGAAUUAUUCAGAACUCAGUUGCAGUUGCUGCAGCUAUCAUCCAAGUCAUCGACAAGAUUGGUUCACAAAAGUUCUGCAGCUUUAUUUCUGAUAAUGCACCUGUUAUGAAGUCAUCAUGGAAGAUAAUCAAUGAAACAUACCCACACAUCUCAGCAAGUGGUUGUAGCGGUCACGGCAUAAAUCUAUUAAUUAAAGACAUCGCCAUUACCACAGAAGCUGCAAAAACAAUCAAAGAGUCGGAAAAAAUUAUCAAGUUCAUCAAAAACCACCAUAUGGUCAAGUUGAUGUUUGAUGAAUAUCGACGUACAGCAAAUGUCACUUAA